AUGGCGCCCAAGAAAAAAAUCGCCGUCAUGACGUCCGGCGGCGACGCCCCGGGAAUGAACGCAGCUGUUCGUGCCAUUGUCCGCAUGUCCAUACAUCUGGGUUGCGACGCAUUCUGCGUCUAUGAGGGAUACGAGGGCUUGGUGCAGGGAGGAAAAUUCAUCAGGCAAAUGCAAGCAGAGGACGUCCGCGGCUGGCUCUCAGAGGGCGGAACGCUGAUUGGCACGGCACGGUGCAUGGCGUUCUACGAGCGGCCCGGACGUCUCACCGCGGCCAAGAACAUGGUGCUCAACGGCAUCGACGCACUCAUCAUCUGCGGCGGAGAUGGCUCGCUGACGGGUGCCGACAAGUUCCGCGCCGAAUGGCCAUCGUUGCUAGAGGAGCUUGUGAGCAAGGGCGAGCUGAAGAAGGAGCAGGUCACCCCUUACCAGCACCUUAACAUCGUUGGACUCGUGGGCUCGAUUGACAACGACCUGUCUGGAACGGACGCAACGAUUGGUUGCUACUCAGCUCUGUCUCGAAUUUGUGAGAUGGUCGACUAUAUCGAGGCCACAGCUGCGUCACAUUCCCGCGCCUUUGUGAUCGAGGUUAUGGGAAGGCAUUGCGGAUGGCUCGCACUGCUCGCCGGAGUUGCCACUGGCGCAGACUUUAUCUUCAUCCCGGAGCACCCCCAGGAGGGCAACUGGAAGGAGGGGAUGUAUGCCGUAGUGGAAAAGCACCGAAAGUUGGGCAAGCGCAAGACAAUCGUGAUUAUCGCCGAAGGUGCCAAUGACCGCAAUGGCAAGAAAAUCACACCCGAGGAGGUCAAGAAUCUGUUGGCAGACAAGAAGGGUCUGGCAUUGGACACAAGAAUUACUACACUGGGACACGUCCAGCGUGGUGGACGAGCGGUUGCUUACGACCGCAUCAUCGCAACACAGAUGGGCGUAGAGGCUGUUAGGGCCGUCAUCGAGGCAACACCCGAGACAGAGACUUGCUUUAUCGCCGUAAACGAAAACAAGAUUGUCCGCAAGCCUUUGAUGCAGGCAGUGAAGGAUACGAAAAGGGUGGCCACCGCGAUUGAGGCUCAAGAUUUUGACCUUGCUAUGUCGCUUCGUGAUUCCGAGUUUGCGGAGCAGUACCAAUCGUUCCAAAUCAUGACCACACCGGAACCAACUCUGCUCCUGCCAAAGGAGAAGCGUAUGAAAAUUGCCUUCAUCAACGUUGGUGCUCCAGCAGGCGGCAUGAAUGCGGCCGUCCGCGCCGGUGUGAUGUGGUGUCAGGCCCGAGGUCAUGAGGCCGUUGCUAUUCACAACGGUUUCGCAGGAUUUGCCAGGCACCAUGACGACAAGCCCCUUGGCGCCGUUCGGCCGUUCGAUCCGCUUGAGGUGGACGGAUGGGCAAGCAGGGGUGGAUCAGAGAUCGGCACAAACCGAGAGGUGCCCAGCCAGUCAGGCAUGGAACUGAUCGCGAAACUAAUUGGGCACUACGCCUUUGAUGCAUUGUUUGUCAUUGGUGGGUUUGAGGCCUUCCAGGCCGUUUCGGAGCUCCGGAGGGCACAAGAGCAGUACCCUUCACUCCGAAUCCCCAUGGCUUUGCUGCCAGCGACUAUUUCCAAUAACGUUCCGGGUACGGAGUACUCACUGGGCUCCGACACAGCCUUGAACGCCUUGGUAGAUUACAGUGACAUGAUCAAGCAGUCCGCGGCAGCCACAAGGCGACGUGUAUUCGUCAUCGAGACGCAGGGUGGCAAGUGUGGUUACCUGGCUACCUUGGCCGGCAUGGCCUGCGGCGCAAGUGCUGUUUACACCCCCGAGGAGGGGAUUAGCCUCGACAUGCUGGCUGCAGAUGUAGCCCACCUAAAGGAGAUCUUUGCGCAUGACAAGGGACAGUCACGGGCCGGCCGCCUUGUUCUUGUCAACGAGAAAGCCAGCAACGUUUACAAUGCCAAGCUCAUCGCCGAUAUCCUCCGUGAAGAAGCUCACGGCAGAUUCGAGGCUCGCGACAGCAUCCCCGGCCACGUGCAGCAGGGUGGCGUACCUUCUCCUAUGGAUCGCUCGAGGGCUGUUAGGCUCGCCAUCAAGUGUAUCCAGCACCUGGAGCAGUAUGGUCCGAAGCCGCAGGAAAAGGUCAAGGCGGACCCCGGGAGCGCCAGUGUCAUUGGAAUUCGUGGUGCCGAUGUCGUCAUGACGCCGAUGAAAGAGGUGGAGGACAAGGAGACGGACUGGCCCAACCGCCGUCCCUUGAACGCUUUCUGGACCGAGAUGAAAGAGAGCGUCGAUAUUCUGGGUAACCGAGGCCCUUACCCCAGGCCUGAGCCCACUUUGAAGGGACUCAAGGCUAAAGAUGUCAAACGUGGACUGGAGUAG
This is a messenger RNA of Pyricularia pennisetigena, 2346 nucleotides long. RefSeq lists its product as uncharacterized. The transcript has 3 exons. Lineage: Eukaryota; Fungi; Ascomycota; Sordariomycetes; Magnaporthales; Pyriculariaceae. Gene Ontology annotation, biological process: fructose 6-phosphate metabolic process; canonical glycolysis; fructose 1,6-bisphosphate metabolic process. Gene Ontology annotation, cellular component: cytoplasm; 6-phosphofructokinase complex; mitochondrion. Bases 1 to 2346 code for a protein of 781 amino acids. The record is from RefSeq and is a predicted model, not a curated record. Gene Ontology annotation, molecular function: ATP binding; monosaccharide binding; AMP binding.